GGUGUUUUUUUUUUGUUGUUUUUUUUAAAGUGAUAUUUGCCAAAUUACUUGUCUGGUCCGCAUAAUACAGAAAAAUUAGUUGUGUCCGCGGAUCUAUGCGAACUGGAAUAAUUUUGAUAACAUUUUAUCUAUACAUAGGGAAAGGAAAGGGAAGGAGGCCUUCACAGGGGAUAAUUUAGUUGAAACGUCAUCAUGUAGGCACAGGUCCUUCAUCUCAUCUGGAUACAGCCUGGAUCUGGCAGCCAUGCGGCAAAUCUCGAGAGAGAGACUAAUUAGCCUACAUUUAGCCAAAAUCUUUAUUUGAAUUUGGCAACAUUUUUAUUUUCAUUUUUUUUUUUUUUUUGAAUAUGGCAACAUGAUACCUCGUUCUAUAAUAUUUCUAUGAAUAAAUCAAUGACAGAGACCCCUCCCCUAUCACUGUGUGCAUAGUUAGUAAGCAUGCUGACAUCAUCAAUAGCAACAAGGUUAACCCCGCCCUUUCUCUUAGUUUAAGACUUCUCUCUAUACUCUUAGUAAAAGUUGGUCUCAGCAGCUUUGUGAAUAGGUUUUAAGAGAAAACUCUUAACUAUGAACUUUUACUGCCAUUUAGGAGAACUCUUAGUGGUAAGAUAAAAUGUUUUGUGAAUAACCUGGUUAUUAACCCUGGUUAUUAUUUUGAAAUAAUGUCCAUCUGACUGUGUAUUAUCCCUUACUUAUUGAGAUUUGAGACUUCUAAGAUCUGAUACUUGAUAUUGGAUUACACACAUUUAAGUGAGAAAAUGCAACAGAGAAGAACAAAAUGCACACCAUAUGUAGGCUACUGUGUUGUCCAGUAGGAGGAGGUAAAACAAUAAUUUCUUUCUGUAACUUUCUUCACACAGUUUCUUGACUGUUCACAUUGAUUAGACAAUUAGUUUUCAUCUUAUUUUUGCUAUUUCAAAAAUAACUCAUAAAAAGAAAAUAAUGGGUAUUUAAAGUGGUAAACUGGUAUAAUAAAGUUAUUUGAUAUGGUGUUAUAGUUACUGUAGUUAAAGUUGUCCAUUAUUUUAGGUUAAGUGCAUUAUACAUAAUACAGUUUGUAAUGUUAUAGCUAGCUCAAAAAUCUUGUAAAGCAAUGUUCACUUUUGUGUUGCAGAAAACAGAUACUUGCUUGAUAGUUUCAGUUUCAUUUCUUGUGAAGUGAGAGAUUAUCUGCACAGUAUAUAUUUAGUGGGUCAUUACAAGGUAACAUCAUAACAGUGCUGUAAGGACAAAGACAUGGCAUUAAUGUUGUGGGAAAGUUCUUUACAGGCGAAGGCGAGUGAGCUUCACGGGGACACGUGGCACAUUACCAUCAAUGAGUCUAUUGAGCCACACAAACAAGCUUGUGAUUGGCACCAAUACAUUUCUGGCUCCUUUGCAAGGUUUGAGUGUUCUCUUUGUAGAAGAACCUGGAUGUCUAAAAGAGUGCAGGUGGUGUUCCAUUUCCACUUGGACACAGCAAGGAAACAGGGAAACAUUAAACUGCGACGCUUCAAACAGAUGUGCAGGAGGUGCAAUGAAGCUCAGAUGGAGGAUCCAAAUUUUCCAGUGGAAAACAUUGAUGUGCUGAUUGGGAGACUAGUUGAAAAGAUCCGUGUGAGAUGCUACAAAGAAAACCUGGGUGAAAAGAACAGACCCUCAGUGUUCAAUGGCAGAGUUAAUGGGCCACAUGAAAGUGCUCAUUGUGAAGCCUGUCGGCUUGGUGUCUGUAGUCAGGCCAACUGAGACUGAUUUCAUUUCAAAUUUCAAAUAAUGAUGAUGUAUCCAAUAUUGACUAGGUCUUGCAUAGACUAGUCUGGAAGUAGUAUGAAGCACUUUCGGAAGCCAUUGAGUACUAGUUAGACGCAUUCCUGGGUCUUAUUCUAUUAUAAACUAUUUUGAACCUGUUGAUUGAUGAUCUAAGUGAUGUGAACAGAUCUGUUGUUGUUUAGACUAAUGUUGUAUAAUACCCCUAACUGUUAAAAUACAUUUUAAUAUUUAUAUUAUAAAAUUAAUAUUUAGUAUGUAUGCAGUUAUUGUUACAUACACAUUAAUACAUAUCAGAGGCAUAUACAGUUGAUUAAUAAACAUGAAUGACAUGAACUAUUGUUUUUUUUUAAGUCUUUUUUUUUUUUUUUUUUUUUUUUUUGGUAAUGGACUGGUAAAUGGUAACAUAAACCACGAGUACUCGAGUAUUGUUUUGAAGAAUAACCAAUUAGGAUAAAUCAGUAGUCCUAA
Molecule: messenger RNA, 2217 nt
Organism: Megalobrama amblycephala (Wuchang bream)
Lineage: Eukaryota; Metazoa; Chordata; Actinopteri; Cypriniformes; Xenocyprididae
Product: receptor-transporting protein 2-like
Exons: 2
Coding region: 1237-1725 (162 amino acids)
Biological process (GO): protein insertion into membrane; protein targeting to membrane
Molecular function (GO): olfactory receptor binding
Source: RefSeq, a predicted model, not a curated record